This is a messenger RNA of Cladocopium goreaui, 154 nucleotides long. Lineage: Eukaryota; Dinophyceae; Suessiales; Symbiodiniaceae. The record is from the annotation of a GenBank genome assembly.
GUGAGACACCACUGAUUUGUUUCCAGUUGGCGGCCAACUGCGCUCAGAAGUUCCCGAAGAGUGCGGGCCUGGCCAGUCCGAAAGACAUCUCCAGUGCUGCCUGGGCAUCUUCGCAGCUGCUGUCCAUGUGGGGCGACGAAGAAUCUCUGUCGAG